GUCUCCAAAGCUGAUUUUUUAAAUGUAUUUAUUAUUUUUUUUCCUAGAUAUAUUAUCUUACUGAUGUCCAUAACACUAAGGAACAUGUCCAAAAAGCUCUGAAACGCUAAUGUUUAUUUCUAGGGUGCUUUAAAAGUUGUUUAAAUAAAGUUUUCGCCAUUCAAAAUGGCUAGGUUUGUUCCUGCUUUCGCUUUUUCAGUGCUUGUUGUAGGAGUAGGAAGCGUUUGAGUUUGUCAGCGCGGAUGAACCUCUGCCACGUCAGAUUGUUCACACCGCCGGGGCGAAGCCGCAGCUCGGCGUUCAGACUCACUGACAGCGCGGCUGUGGAGCUAACAGGCUAAUCAGCGCAGAAACACAAGCCGUGGGGCGCAGGGAAGCAAAGCUAGCUGGCUAACAGGAAGAAGCUAGCUGCCUGGUCCGAGUGUUCUUGGAGAACCACGUCGGGUUUUUUUCUUUAUUUUUUAAAUUCAUUUUUCUUUAAUUUUGUGCUUUUUUUUGUGCGUGUCAGGAUGGAGGGGAAAUACAACCUGAAAAGCCCGGCGGUGAAGAGGCUGAUGAAGGAAGCGGCUGAACUCCGAGAUCCCACUGAGCACUAUCACGCCCAGCCUCUGGAGGAUAACCUCUUUGAGUGGCACUUCUCAGUGCGCGGGCCUCCAGAUUCGGACUUCGACGGAGGGAUCUACCACGGCCGCAUCGUCCUUCCUCCUGAGUAUCCAAUGAAGCCACCAAGCAUCAUCCUCCUCACCCCCAAUGGGAGGUUUGAAGUCGGGAAGAAGAUCUGCCUGAGCAUAUCUGGGCAUCACCCCGAGACCUGGCAACCCUCCUGGAGCAUCCGGACAGCUUUAAUAGCGAUUAUAGGCUUCAUGCCGACUAAAGGAGAGGGGGCCAUUGGAUCACUGGAUUACACUCCAGAAGAAAGGAAAGCCCUGGCCAAGAAGUCUCAGGACUUCUGUUGUGAGAUGUGUGGCUGCUCCAUGCGCACAGCUCUGCUGGCACUGACGCCCAACAGCGAGCGCCAACCCUUGGACCCUCAGGCUCAGCAACUAGCACAGCAGAUCAGCUUUAAGGCUGAGUCCAGCACAUCGUCCAGCGCCAGUGGGAGUAAAGAGACAGCGAGUGUUAGCCAAACCAGCCAGCAGGAGACGAGUUCCACCCCAGAGGACAGUGAAGGGACAGCUCAGGCCGAACAGGCUGAUUCGGUGUCUGAAUCCGCUUCCACUCCUGCAGCUCCCACCUCUCGGUCCCUGAGCCCUCGACAGCGCCGCGCUCAGAACCGGAACCAGAACCAGCCACAACGCCGGCCCACUUACCCAGCAUUCCCUGCAGCAGCACAGCAAGACGGCAGCCACGCGGGCUCGGCCGUGCUCAUCGUGCUACUCACGCUGGCUCUCGCCGCCCUCGUCUUCCGCAGGAUCUACCUGGCCCAGGACUACAAGUUUGACUACGAGCUCUGACCACAGAGUUUAAAAAUAAACUCCCACUAAAACUAAACUGCCACCAACCUUCACCACCUUCCAGCUGCCACCAUCUCCUCAGUGAUGCCUGAUGGUGUUUAAUCGUGCAUACCACAGGAGGAGGGCAGCGCAUACUGUACUUACUUAGAAAAGAAUCACAUCUCUACUAUAUUUAGAAAAAAAAAAUGACUGACUUGUGUUGGAAAUACACACUUUCCUGAUUUUAAAGGACUGACACCUGUCCAGGAAAUGUGGGAUACACUUUAUCAAUGGGAUAUCACUGUUUUUCCUCGUAUACUGAUAUGUUAGUUGACUAGGUUAUAUCUAUUGCAAGCCAUUUUAUUUGAGUUCAAAUUUUAUUUAUGAAGCCGGAUAUGAAACAGUUUAUUCUUAAUCAUUCUUAGGAGCAGAACAUUUAAACAAGAAAUGUGGUAUUAAACCCUAAACCCUAAACCCUCCUUAGUUCAUGCCCCAUCGUUUGUGUAAAUUAUGUAUAAGGAGACUCACUAAUCUGAACAUUGAUUGAUUUUAAAAUCACGUAAUCAUCAAUGAGUUACUGUAGCAAAUUACUGCAAUGUUUUUAAAUCUGGUGCGAAUUUUUAGUUUGGUUUGGCCUGCAAAAAAACAUUUACACAAACUAUGAUGGAUACAUGAGGCCCAAUACUUGCCAUUCACUGAAUCUGGCUAGGCUUCUGUUUACAUUUUUAUGGCCCUACUUGUCUUUAAAAAUGCUUUAAAAAACAAAUGGGAUUGUCACUGUUUUCGCUGCAGUUGUAUGUAGUAGACUACUCUAAAAAAUUAUAUAUUGUUCUUAUUAAUAUUAAUGGUUGACACAUAAGCACUCAGUUUUUUUGGGACUACAUGAAAGUUGGGCAACUAUUUACUUAAAAGCAGAUAUCUGAUUCUAAUAUCUCAAAGGAAAUAUCAAAACUAAAAGUGCUUAGUAAAUAUAAUGUAAGCAUUAGGCUUGUUCUAUAUUGCUUGUUCUAUAAUUCAAGGUGAAUGAAUGAAUCACUCAAAUAAUAAUAAAAAAAAAACGAGCAUUUUUACCAGUUCAGGUUUAAGAGUAUGGGAGUGCGUAAUGUUAUUAACUGUGAAGUCGGGAACUGCUUGCUGGCAGUGGCAAUCAUGAAAACUCGGCUGCCUAUUUUUCAGUGAUUAUGUAGUAAUGCACAGUAAAAAGCCACUUUGAUGCAGUCCUGUUUAAUCUUUUUUGGGGUAAACAAAAAAAAAAAGUUUCUUUUUUUCUCUUUUGGCAAAAAAACAAAGGCCAUAUAUGCCUGAUUUUUUUUUUUUUUUUUUGUGGCAUCCCUUAUAACGACAGUUACGUGAUGUUGACUGUAUACUUGUCUGAUGUUAGCUAGGUCAAACAUACAUUAAUAGAUUUUAUUUCACCUUCAUGUACUCAAAAAUAUUCUCCUUCUUCAUCUAGCUCGACAGAAAGCAAGGCUGCCGCACAAGUCCAGUCGAGAGAAUGUGAGACUGGGUGAGGGGGCGGGGCUUCCAGGUGAUGUCAGUUAAUACUGGAGAGUUCAAAACACAUUGGGAAAUCCUUCCAGAUUCAUAUAUCUGUUGACUCAUCUCCUGUUUUCCUGCUUUUAUGGUACUUUUUGAUUGACAUCUCCACUGUUUUUGUAUCUUCAGUUGCAGAGCUGCUACACAAAAUGUUUGCGGGUCUGUUAACAUAAUAUAAUAUAAUAUAAUAUAAUAUAACUGGAUAUCAUGGCAGUGUAAUAUCAUGUAGGGACGAUUAAACUGUUAUAGCGCACAAGUCUAAUAAGUGUGACUAGGAUGAUAUGACUAGGAUUGUGAAAUACUAGUCUUGAUUUCUAGACCUGGACUGAAGGGGGUGUGGGUGUUUUCUAAUGCAAGCCAGUCACUUUCUACUAACGAAUAUAAUAAUAGAUAUGAGACAAGCUGGGAAAUGUGUUCUCCAGCCAAAGCUUUCUUCAUUGGUUGCCAAGCUGAGAGAGCUGUACCCUCUGUUACAGGGCACACACACGAUCAGCAGACCUUCAAGAAGGACAAAAUUACAAACCUUGGAAACAAAGGAAUACUGAUGACUGAUCAGCAAUAUUGCAUUCCUAUAGACAGGGAUUUUUUUUUUUUUAUAAAUCCGGUUUAGAAAAGCUAAUAUAUGUUAUUAUGACCUGUAAACAUGAUAAAAAGACUUUUAAGCCUCACAAGGCUAUUGAUGCAUGUGCUUUUGGUCGGGUAAAAAUAUUGUCGCAUUGAAUUACACCCCAUCUAACGUCCACCAAAGUUACCAUGAAGUUCAUUAAAGUGUAUUAGGUUUAGACAAGCUCAUGCGGAACUCUACGCUCAUAAAUAUUGAACAGCACAUACACAUACGGUUGCUGAAGUACCCCUUAGUGAGGGUUUAGCCAGAAUAAGUUCAGACAGACUGCGUGAAUCUUUUCAGCCUGUCAGUUUACGUGUAGUGCUUUUAAUUGUGACCAAGUUUUACGCUAGUGACCCUGCAAUUAAAAUGGCUCGGUUUGAAUCUGAGCUGUGUGCUGUCAAAGCUGUUCUAUGAUUUUUAACAAGAGGCUGAUUAAAAUUGAGAAAAUUAA
This is a messenger RNA of Pangasianodon hypophthalmus (striped catfish), 4027 nucleotides long. RefSeq names its product ubiquitin-conjugating enzyme E2, J1 (gene ube2j1). The transcript has 8 exons. The record is from RefSeq and is a predicted model, not a curated record. The coding region runs from base 510 to 1454 and encodes 314 amino acids. NCBI's taxonomy places the organism in Eukaryota, Metazoa, Chordata, Actinopteri, Siluriformes, Pangasiidae.